Acanthisitta chloris (rifleman) is the source of this 219-nucleotide messenger RNA. It is a transcript of the gene GCHFR, whose product is annotated as GTP cyclohydrolase I feedback regulator. Gene Ontology annotation, cellular component: cytoplasm; nucleus. Lineage: Eukaryota; Metazoa; Chordata; Aves; Passeriformes; Acanthisittidae. The transcript has 2 exons. Gene Ontology annotation, biological process: negative regulation of biosynthetic process. Gene Ontology annotation, molecular function: GTP cyclohydrolase binding. The annotation marks the transcript as partial. The record is from RefSeq and is a predicted model, not a curated record.
GAAGCUGGUCCCACCAUGGUGGGUGAUGAGCACUCGGAUCCCGACCUAAUGAGAUUCCUAGGGGCCAUGAAGAGGAACAUGCUGGGGAACAACUUCUCUGAGUACUACGUGAAUGAUGCGCCGCGUGUGGUCCUGGACAAGCUGGAGAGCCGUGGGUACCGCGUGGUCAGCAUGACUGGUGUGGGCCAGACCCUGGUCUGGUGCCUCCAUAGGGAAUAG